Messenger RNA from Symphalangus syndactylus (siamang), 5166 nucleotides. It is a transcript of the gene ZNF530, whose product is annotated as zinc finger protein 530. Gene Ontology annotation, cellular component: nucleus. Gene Ontology annotation, molecular function: RNA polymerase II cis-regulatory region sequence-specific DNA binding; DNA-binding transcription activator activity, RNA polymerase II-specific. The record is from RefSeq and is a predicted model, not a curated record. Gene Ontology annotation, biological process: regulation of transcription by RNA polymerase II. Lineage: Eukaryota; Metazoa; Chordata; Mammalia; Primates; Hylobatidae.
UGCGUCCUCCCGGCCUCCUCUGCCCUCCCCACCCGAAACUGAGGGGCGCGUGAAGGGUUUUCUGCAGCCCGGACCGCACUGUCCAGCACAGUGAGGCGCUGGUGCUGGGUCUCGUUUCUGGUAGUGUGGCAUGGAGCGGGAGAGCGACACGGUCAGGGAGCUGCGCGGGCAACGGCUUGGAGCUGCGCCUGAGCUGGGAGGCGGGGAGACCCAGGCCGGCCUCACGCGUGCAGGGAGCAGAGGGUGGGGCAGCGCUGCGCUGCAUUGGCCCCACUGAGUUUCACCAGCACACUGAGGGCCACAGCGCGUAGGACAGAAGAGGGGCACGGCCCCAGUCACGCUUCUGAAAGUUUCACAAAAGCUGUUCAGAGGAACGCGCUGGAAGGGCAGUGAUGAUAGCAGGCAUGGAGGGACUUAGUCUUUUUACGAGGUCACAAAGCUGGUAAAAGCACCAAGGACUGACACCCAGAUAUAAAGCAGUCAUCCCAGGACACCUGGCUCUGGUGUUGCACACUGGAACCAGAAGUCCAUGGAACCACACUUUGGUCACCUGUCUCUCAGAACAUGUUUCCUCCCACAGAUUGCCACUAGUACUUAUAAGUCCAUAAGAAGCACUUGAAGACCCUACAAGCCAGGGUUUUGUAGCCUUUGAGGAUGUGGCCAUUUACUUCUCCCAGGAGGAGUGGGAGCUCCUUGAUGAGAUGCAGAGGCUCCUGUACCGCGAUGUGAUGCUGGAGAACUUUGCAGUUAUGGCAUCCCUAGGUUGCUGGUGUGGAGCAGAAGAUGAGGGGGCACCUUCUGCAGAGAGCGUUUCUGUGGAAGAACUGUCACAAGGCAGGACUCCAAAGGCAGAUAUAUCCACUGAUAAGAGUCACUCCUGUGAGAUUUGUACCCCAGUCCUGAGAGACAUUUUACAAAUGAUUGAGCUCCAAGCCUCACCCUGUGGACAGAAGUUGUACUUGGGUGGGGCAUCAAGAGAUUUCUGGAUGAGUUCAAACCUUCACCAGCUCCAGAAGCUUGAUAAUGGAGAGAAGCUCUUUAAAGUGGAUGGGGACCAGGCCUUAUUUAUGAUGAACUGCAGGUUCCAUGUGUCAGGAAAACCCUUCACGUUUGGGGGAGUUGGGAGGGACGUUUCAGCCACCUCAGGACUUCUCCAGCAUCAGGUGACUCCCAGCAUUGAGAGACCACACAGCAGGAUUCGACACUUGAGAGUUCCCACUGGACGAAAGCCUCUCAAAUACACUGAAUCCAGGAAAUCUUUUAGAGAGAAAUCUGUAUUCAUUCAACACCGAAGAGCUGACUCUGGAGAAAGGCCUUACGAGUGCAGUGAAUGUGGGAAAUCCUUUAGUCAAAGUUCUGGCUUUCUUCGACACAGGAAAGCACACAAUAGAACAAGGACUCAUGAAUGUAGUGAAUGUGGGAAAUCAUUUAGUCGCAAAACUCACCUAACUCAACACCAAAGAGUUCACACUGGAGAAAGGCCUUAUGACUGCAGUGAAUGUGGCAAGUCCUUUCGCCAGAUAUCUGUCCUCAUUCAGCAUCUACGAGUUCACACUGGAGAAAGGCCUUAUGAGUGCAGUGAAUGUGGGAAAUCUUUUAGCCACAGCACUAACCUCUAUCGUCACAGGAGUGCCCACACUAGCACAAGGCCUUAUGAAUGCAGUGAAUGUGGAAAAUCCUUUAGCCAUAGCACUAACCUCUUUCGACACUGGAGAGUUCACACUGGAGCAAGGCCUUAUGAGUGUAGUGAAUGUGGGAAAGCAUUUAGUUGCAAUAUCUACCUCAUUGACCACCAAAGAUUUCACACUGGAGAAAGGCCUUAUGUGUGCUGUGAAUGUGGGAAAUCAUUUGGCCAGAAAUCUGUCCUCAUUCAACACCAAAGAGUUCACACCGGAGAAAGGCCUUAUGAGUGCAGUGAAUGUGGGAAAGCUUUUAGCCAAAGCUCUGGUCUCUUUCGACACAGAAGAGCUCACACUAAAACAAAGCCUUAUGAGUGCAGUGAAUGUGAAAAAUCAUUUAGUUGCAAAACUGACCUCAUUCGACACCAGACAGUUCACACUGGAGAAAGGCCUUAUGAGUGCAGCGUAUGUGGGAAAUCUUUUAUCCGAAAAACCCACCUCAUUCGACACCAGACCGUUCACACUAAUGAAAGGCCUUAUGAGUGCAAUGAAUGUGGGAAAUCCUAUAGCCAAAGCUCUGCCCUCCUUCAGCAUAGGAGAGUUCACACUGGAGAAAGGCCUUAUGAGUGCAGCGAAUGUGGGAAAUCUUUUACCCGCAAAAAUCACCUCAUUCAACACAAGACAGUUCAUACUGGAGAAAGGCCUUAUGAAUGCAGUGAAUGUGGGAAAUCCUUUAGCCAAAGCUCUGGCCUCUUAAGACACAGAAGAGUUCAUGUGCAGUGAAUGUGGGAAAUUAUUUUGUCACUUUUUUUUUUUUUGAGAUGGAAUUUUGCUCUUGUCACCCAGGCUGGAGUGCAAUGGUGCAAUCUCAGCUCACUGCAACCUCUGCCUCCUGGGAUCAAGUGAUUCUCCUGCCACAGCUUCCUGAGUACCUGAGAUUACAGGCACCCACCACCAUGCCCAGCUAAUUUUUGUAUUUUUAAUAGAAACAAGGUUUCACCAUGUUGGUCGGGCUGGUGUUGAACUCCUGACCUCAGGUAAUCUACCUGCUUUGGCCUACCAAAGUGCUGGGAUUAUAGGUGUGAGCCACCAUGUCUGGCUUGUUUUGUCACAUUUGACACAAGAUUUCCCAAAGAAGAAAGGCUUUAUAUAUGCUCUGAAUGUGUUUUUGUUUGUUUGUUUGUUUGUUUUAACUUGGUAUGACAGCACUGGAGGCUAGCCUUUGAGAAGAGUCUUUUCUGAUGUGACUCAUGUGUCCAAACAUCCAUGGAUUUCCCAUAAAUGUGAGGUAUGUGGGAAGCAUGUGUAGCUAUGUUGUACUCUAAACCUGCCCAGGGACCUUACCAGAUUCAUGUCACUGCCAGUUUCUGCCCCUGAAGCCUUUUCAUCUCUACCCCCUGGAAGACCCACAGAGUGUGCAUCAGUCACCACCCCAACAUGCUCAGGGAGGCAGACUUCUUCCAUUAGUUGGAGGAAAGCAUGAGUAGUCUAAGCUCUUAGGGGGGUUUCUCAUUUCCUCCUGUGGCUACAUAGUGCAUGUAACUACCCCAGUGUUGGCCCCAGGACCUGAUUUGAGUUCUGCUGGCAGCUUUCAGAGGAUUGCCUUUUUUGAGGACAUUGUUGAUCUCAGGCGAUGCUUCUGAUGAAGCACUUUUUAGCUUCCACCACGUACCAGGAACUGCCUGUUAACUGGCUUGUGCAAUGAAAAAGGCCUUUUGUUUAAGUACCUUUAAUCUUUUAAGUUGUAUUAACUGUGGAGUAGUUUGGAAACAUAAUAGGACUCUGUCAGCUUAAAAGGGUAUAUAACAUUUGUAGGGAUUCAAAUUUUGUUUGCCUCAGAGGGGACAGUAUGCUGACAGAAUAUAGCUUUUGCUGCAUUUUUGGCCUAUUUUGCAUUGUUACCAAGGCCUAGGAGACACUGCAGGGCUUUCUGGCUCUGAUUUUUGCCUGCAUGUGGGCUCAGAGGUCAUUCUGCAGAGGGGGCAGUUGUGAAAACUUCCAUCGUUUCUGGAGACAACACGAAGUUUUUCUUGUUGAGUGAGGAUAUCACAUAAUGCCCUGCAAUGUUUAGAAUCCCUUAGUGAGGUCCUAUGAAGGAGCUGUGUCCCUUGAAACACAGAAUUCAGUGAGCUAGUGUCCCUAGCUAUAAAACCAUAGGGCUGGAGCAAAACAUAAUUGGUAAAGAAACGCUGGGUUGAAUAAUAGGGAAUGGAGGAGACUGCAGCAAAUUAGAUGGACUGUUCCUCAUAUAAAGUUUCAUCCAGCCGGGUGCAGUGGCUCACACCUUUAAUCCUAGCACUUUGGGAGGCCGAGGUGGGUGGAUCACAAGGUCAGGAGUUCAAGACCAGCCUGGCCAAGAUGGUGAAACCCUGGAAGGCUGAGGCAGAGAAUUGCUUGAACUUGGGAGGCAGAGGUUGCAGUGAGCCGAGAUCACACCACUGCACUCCAGCCUGGGCGACAGAGCGAGAGUCCGUCUCAAAAAAAAAAAAAAAUCCAUUCAGGCCAGUCACAGUGGCUCAUGCGUGUAAUCCCUACACUUUCCGAGGCCAUGGCAUGCAGAUCACUUGAGGUCAGGAGUCAGAGACCAGACUGGCCAACAUGAUGAAACCCCAUCUCUACUGAAAAUACAAAAAUUAACCAGGUGCGAUGGUGCACAUCUAUAAUUGCAGCUGCUCCGAAGGCUGACCCACCGAGAACAGCUUGAACCUGGAGGUGGAGGUUGCAGUGAGCUGAGACCACACCACUGCACUGCAGCCGGGGUGAUGGAGUGAGACUCUGUUUCCAAAAAAAAAAAAAGAAAAGGCCGGGCACGGUGGCUCACGCCUGUAAUCCCAGCACUUUAGGAGGCCGAGGCAGGUGGAUAACCUGAGGUCAGGAGUUCAAGACCAGCCUGGUCAACAUGGCGAAACCCUGUCUCUACUAAAAGUACAAAAAUUAGCUGGGUGUGGUGGCGGGCACCAGUAAUCCCAGCUACUCAGGAGACUGAGGCAGGAGAAUCUCUUGAACCUGGGAGGGGAGCCAAGAUCGCGCCAUUGCACUUCAGCCUGGGCAACAACAGUGAAACUCUGUCUCAAAAAAAAAAAAAAAAAAUUAUCCACAAAUCUUCCAGUGACUAUGACUGCAAGAUCACUGUGUGCAGAAAUCUCUAGAAAUGUGUGUCUUGUAGCUCAAGUUAUUAUUAGAGACAACAAGGGUUUUGUGGAUUCCUGUAGCCUCUCUGGCCUGUUUACUUCAAGGCCAUUGCUGCACAGACAAAAAAAAAAAAAAAAGGAUGAAGUCAAGAGAGAUUCAGUUGUCCUUGGUGUGGCUUUAGUGGUCCGGUAGCAAUCCUCUUAACGCUGAUGGAAAUGGCCUUCAUUGCUCACCUGUAUUUCCUGCCACUGAAGCAGGUCUGCCUCUACGUGGCCUGGGGAGCUAGAUGGUAGAGUCAAUAGAGACUUAGUAAACCAGACUUUUUGAAGUGUCAAUGACCGAGAUUGUUAAUUGCAUCCAUUAAAAAAAAAUUUUCAAGUUAUAAUUGAUAUGGAAUAAAUUAUAUAUAUUUAAA